AUGGCUCCAGGUGCAGGAGAUAGAUCUCUGGAAGAAACUCCCACAUGGGCUGUGGCCAUUGUUUGUGCAGUUUUUGUUAUCAUUUCUGUCAUUAUAGAACAUGGAAUCCACUCCCUUGCAAAGUGGUUUCAGAAACGUGAUAACAAGGCCAUGAUCGAGGCAUUGGAAAAAAUCAAAGCAGAACUGAUGCUGCUAGGGUUCAUAUCUUUACUUUUGACAUUUGGUACAACCUAUAUUGCCAAAAUAUGUGUGCCUAAACAUAUUGGAGAUCAAUGGCAUCCAUGUGAUAAAAAGGACAAGGGAGAUGGUGACGAUGACGGCGAUGAAGAUAGUGAAGGAAAAGAUGGGCAUCGAAAAUUAUUGUCUUAUGCUGGAGAAAUUGUUUGGCGUCGAGCUUUGGCAGCAGGAACGGAUGAAACCGAUACCUGUGCCAGUAAGGGGAAGGUAUCGUUAAUAUCAUACUCAGGAGUGCACCAACUGCAUAUUUUUAUAUUUGUUCUGGCAGUUAUGCAUGUUCUAUACAGUGUCAUUCUCAUGAGUUUGGGCUAUGCCAAAAUGAAGAAGUGGAAGGCAUGGGAAUUGGAAACAACCUCCUUGGAAUAUGAAUUCACAAAUGACCCUGCUAGAUUUAGAUUUGCUCAUCAAACAUCCUUUGUGAGGCGACACGGUGGGAUCAACAACACACCUGGGAUUAGAUGGAUUGUAGCAUUUUUCAGACAAUUUCUUGGAUCAAUAUCCAAAGUAGAUUAUAUGACCAUUCGCAAUGGAUUUAUCAAUGCUCAUUUUGCACCAAAUAGCAAAUUUGACUUCCACAAGUACAUAAAGAGAUCCAUGGAAGAUGACUACAAAAGUGUUUUGGGAAUAAGUGCUCCGUUAUGGUUGUUUGCUGUUACGUUUUUGUUCUUCAACUUUUACAAAUGGCAUACACUCACCUGGCUCUCAUUGAUUCCUCUGAUUAUAAUCGUAUUAGUUGAUACAAAAUUGGAGCUUGUGAUAAUGGAGAUGGCUCAACAAAUUCAAGAUCGGACGACUGUGGUUAGAGGGGCUCCAUUAGUGGAGCCCACUAACAACUUCUUUUGGUUCAACCGACCACAGUGGAUUCUCUUCCUCAUACAUUUCACCCUAUUUAUGAAUGCAUUCCAAAUGGCAUAUUUCUUGUGGAAAUGGUAUGAGUUUGGAAUCACAAAAUGUUUCCAUGAGGAACUCUAUGCAGUUUUGAUUAGAGUUUCCUUAGGGGUAGCCCUUCAAAUUCUGUGCAGCUACAUUACAUUCCCACUUUAUUCCCUCGUAACGCAGAUGGGAUCGCAUAUGAAGAAAACAAUCUUCGAGGAGCAGACGGCCAAAGCUCUCAAGAAAUGGCAUCAGGCUGCAAAAAAGAAGAAGAAGAUGCGCGAAUCAGGCAAAGGAAACGACGAUGCUUCUUCUCAUGGAGCAGGAUUCAUGAGUGGCGAAGCAACUCCAAGCCCGGGAUUUUCACCCAUUCAUUUGCUCCACAACCACAAGUACAGAUCAAACGCACCAGAUAGCGAAAGUAUUCCCAAUUCUCCGACUUCUUAUAUUUCCGAAACAGAGAUUUCAGAACUCGAGGCUUCCAUUCGUGGCCGGGAGGAGUGGAGACAACCUCAUCAUAUGUCAGAAACAAAUGGGGAGUCUCAUAGUAUUGAUUUUUCCUUCAAUAAGUCUUAG
Messenger RNA from Fraxinus pennsylvanica, 1686 nucleotides. The record is from the annotation of a GenBank genome assembly. Lineage: Eukaryota; Viridiplantae; Streptophyta; Magnoliopsida; Lamiales; Oleaceae.